AUGGACGCUAAACUUUUGCGCAGAAUACAGAAGAAACGCGAGGAGUUUGCUCGCCUGCCACAUACUUCGUCUUUGAAAAGAGCUAUGCGUGAGAGCUACUUCAUGCAUAUUUAUCAUACGGUAGCUAUCGAAGGAAACACGCUGACGCUUGGGCAAACACGCUCCAUUUUGGAAUCUGGCGUGGCCGUGGCUGGGAAGAGUAUUCAUGAACACAAUGAAGUAAUUGGAAUGGACGCUGCGCUUAGGUUUCUCAAUCAUUCCCUUCUCCACAUGAGCGAAAUCACUUUGGACGACAUUCUGGAAAUGCACAGAAGAGUUUUGGGCAACGCAAAUCCCAUCGAUGCAGGACGUAUUCGAACCACUCAGGUAUAUGUCGGGCAUUUUACUCCUGUGGGCCCUGAAUAUGUUAAGGAGCAGCUUGAUGAGCUUGUUAAUUGGCUCAGAGAUCCCUCGACGAUGGAACUGGAUCCAGUUGAGAGAGCUGCUAUUGCACAUUAUAAGCUU
Cylicostephanus goldi is the source of this 504-nucleotide messenger RNA. The record is from the annotation of a GenBank genome assembly. NCBI's taxonomy places the organism in Eukaryota, Metazoa, Nematoda, Chromadorea, Rhabditida, Strongylidae.